UCGUCUUCGCGACAGUUCGGCUGUCGUAAACCGGUGAAUGGCUUCUGUGUAGCCAAAGGGGGAAGGAGGGAGCCGGCGAGCGUGCGCGGCGGCCGCUGCCCUUCCCGUUGAGGCUCUGAGAGAUCAUGGAUCCCAACAGAAUUAUCCAGGCGCUCAAGGGCACCAUCGACCCCAAGCUGCGCCUCGCGGCCGAGAAUGAGCUCAACCAGUCCUACAAGAUAAUAAACUUUGCUCCCAGUCUGCUACAAAUCAUUGUUUCUGAUCAAGUGGAAUUUCCAGUCAGGCAAGCAGCUGCUAUUUACUUGAAGAACAUGGUGACACAGUACUGGCCAGACCGGGAGCCCCCUCCCGGAGAGGUGAUAUUUCCAUUCAAUAUUCAUGAAAAUGAUCGUCAGCAGAUUCGGGAUAAUAUUGUAGAAGGAAUUAUUCGUUCUCCAGACUUAGUGAGAGCCCAGCUGACAAUGUGCCUUCGUGCUAUUAUUAAGCAUGACUUCCCAGGUCACUGGACAGCAGUGGUAGACAAGAUUGGGUUUUACUUGCAGUCGUCGAAUAGCGGAAGCUGGCUUGGAAGUCUCCUGUGCCUGUACCAAUUGGUAAAAACCUAUGAAUAUAAGAAAGCUGAGGAACGAGAUCCUCUCAUUGCUGCAAUGCAAAUAUUCUUGCCUCGAAUUCAGCAGCAGAUGAUCCAGCUUCUUCCUGACAACUCCCAUUAUUCUGUGCUCCUUCAGAAACAGAUCUUAAAAAUUUUCUAUGCACUUGUUCAGUAUGCUUUGCCACUUCAACUGGUGAAUAACCAAACCAUGACUCAGUGGAUGGAGAUUUUCCGGACUGUCAUUGACAGAAGUGUGCCUCCUGAAACCCUGCAGGUUGAUGAAGAUGAUCGGCCAGAGUUGGUGUGGUGGAAAUGUAAGAAGUGGGCUCUGCGGAUUGUUGCUCGUCUUUUUGAAAGGUACGGUAGUCCUGGAAAUGUAACAAAAGAAUAUUUUGAAUUUUCUGAAUUCUUCUUGAAAACCUAUGCUGUGGGAAUCCAGCAGGUACUCCUAAAAAUCUUGGAUCAGUACAGGCAGAAAGACUAUGUAACUCCACGUGUCCUUCAACAAACAUUAAACUAUCUGAACCAGGGAGUCCAUCACUGUAUAACCUGGAAGCAGAUGAAACCCCAUAUUCAGACUUUGUGUGAAGACAUCAUCUUUUCUCUGAUGUGUUAUAAAGAUGAAGAUGAAGAACUCUGGCAGGAGGACCCAUAUGAAUACAUCCGCAUGAAAUUUGAUGCGUUUGAGGAUUAUGCAUCCCCUACAAUAGCAGCACAGAUUCUUCUGUACACUGCAGCGAAAAAACGAAAAGAGGUGCUACCAAAAAUGAUGGCAUUUUGUUAUCAGAUUCUCACUGAGCCCAACAUUGACCCUAGAAAGAAAGAUGGGGCAUUACAUGUAAUUGGAUCACUAGCAGAUAUUUUGCUGAAGAAAAGCGUGUUUAAGGAUCAGAUGGAGUUGAUGCUGCAGAAUCAUGUCUUUCCGUUAUUCAUGUCAAAUCUUGGAUAUUUAAGAGCAAGAUCCUGUUGGACCCUCCGUUCAUUCAGCACCUUAAAAUUUCACAAUGAGUUCAAUCUAAAGAAUGCAGCUGAACUAACAAAAAAGAGCUUGAUUGAAGACAAAGAAAUGCCUGUCAAAGUGGAAGCUGCCAUUGCACUUCAGUCCUUGAUAAGCCAUCAGGAGCAAGCAAAGGAAUACAUUAAGCCCUACAUCAGGUCUGUUAUGCAGGAGCUGCUGCUUGUAGUUCGAGAGACCGAGAAUGAUGAUCUGACUAAUGUAAUUCAGAAACUGAUUUGUGAAUACAGCCAAGAAGUAGCAACAUUUGCUGUGGAAAUGACGCAGCAUCUGGCCGAGAUUUUUGGUAAAGUUCUUCAAAGUGAAGAAUAUGAAGAAAUGGAGGAUAAAACUGUUAUGGCCAUGGGGAUCCUGCAUACAAUUGACACAAUUUUGACUGUCAUGCAGGAUCACAAGGAGAUAACUCAACAGCUGGAGAACAUUUGCCUGCAAAUCAUCGGUCUUGUCUUGCAGAAACAUGUAAUAGAGUUCUAUGAAGAAAUUCUCUCUCUGGCAUACAGCUUGACGUGCCAUCUUAUUUCACCCCAAAUGUGGCACCUCCUGGGUGUCUUAUAUGAAGUGUUUCAACAGGAUUGCUUUGAGUACUUUGCAGAUAUGAUGCCCCUAUUGCACAACUACGUCACUGUUGAUACUGAUAUUUUAUUGUCAAAUUCCAAAAAUUUGGAGAUAAUUUAUGCUAUGUGUAAAAAGGUCCUAAGUGGUGAUGCAGGUGAAGAUGCUGAGUGCCACGCAGCCAAGCUCUUAGAGAUUAUUAUACUGCAGUGCAAAGGAAGGGGUAUUGAUCAGUGCAUCCCUCUGUUUGUAGAAGCUGUGCUUGAGCGCUUAACGCGAGGAGUUAAAACCAGCGAGCUCCGCACCAUGUGCCUCCAGGUUGCCAUUGCUGCUCUCUACUACAAUCCCCAGCUUCUUUUGCACACUUUAGAGAAUAUCCGGUUUCCUCAUAACCCAGAGCCUAUCACGGCGCAGUUUAUAAACCAGUGGAUGAACGAUACAGACUGUUUUCUUGGGCUUCAUGACAGGAAGAUGUGCAUCAUCGGACUGAGCAUCCUCAUGGGACUGCCAUCUCGACCGCCUGCAGUAGAUGCUGUGGCUGCCCAGCUUGUCCCAUCGGUUCUCCUCCUAUUCCUGGGACUAAAACAAAUGUGCGCCACCCGGCAACAUGCAGAACAUGAAGAGCAUGGGAAAGCUGAAAAGAAUGACGCAGAAGAUAACGAAGAGAUUCCAAGUGACGAAGAGGAAGCGAAUGAAGCAAAUCAGGACAUGCAGGAAAACCACGCCGGGGGUGGUGGUGACACAGGAGAUGACGAUAAUGAAGAUGAUGAUGAUGAUGAUGACUGGGAUGAUGAAGCAUUAGAAGAAACUGCUUUAGAAGGCUUCAGCACCCCUAUUGAUCUAGAAGAUGGCGUGGACGAAUAUCAGUUCUUCACACAAGCAUUAUUAGCGAUACAAAGCCGAGAUGCUGGCUGGUACCAUUUGUUGACUGCACCACUCAGCGCUGAUCAGAAGACUCAGCUGCAGGAAAUCUGUGCAUUAGCUGAACACCGGAGAAACUCUGCAGAAUCAAAGAGGAUAGAACAACAAACAGGCUUCCCAUUCGAUAACAAAGGACUGGUCUCUGGAUAUAACUUUGGCACUGCUCCAGGAAGCAACUGAAGGGGAAAGGAGCUUAAAGAACUGCAAAAACAUUUCAUUAUUAAAAAAUGUGACUUAUGAACAGGGAAGGUAAUCAAGAGGUCUGCAAGUUUCCCCUUUGGAAAAGGCCGUAUUUGACCCUCUUCCCCCUCAUUAAGACAUUCUUUCUAACCAGCUGCUGUAAUGUAUAAAUUCUUGUGGGUAUUUUUAUAAGUUGUUGGACUGAAAAGAAAGCAUCUGUCUUCUCUUCUUCUCCUUAGGAAAGGGGGGACCAGCUGUUUGAAACCGAAUGGAAUUGCACUUCUCAGGUUUUUGCCGUGUGAAAUUGAAGGGGUCCUAUGGAUAACAGUGCCUUCUGUUGUAUACGGAUUGCCCAACAAAAGAAUUUUGGAAUGCAAUGCUUUUUUUUUGUUUAAAAGAAAAGAAAGGGCAUAUAAAAGGGCAUAAUUCAUAUCUUGCUUUCCAUACUCUUUUGUUAACUUCCUCUAAAGAAAUCAUGCCCGUAUUGUGUCCAUCACACAUUUUACAGUUAGCUAUAGAAACCAUUGUUAACAUCUCUGCGUUUGUGUUGGCUUCUACAUCAUGCCUCAUUGAGUUAUCAAAAAUACCUUUACAUUCACUGCUGUUACCAGAUGGUGAAUUUAAAUUCUUCUUUAGAGUAGUCAGGCUUUAUGCAGUUUUUUUUUCAAACUCUGCAAAACAUCCUCCUUGUUCACCACGGAAUCCAUCUGCAUGUUGCAAGCCUUUUGAGGUGCUCGCUCUGCUUACAUGGGACCAUGGUUAAGACUCUCAACCUGCAUAGCCAAGAAUAGUGGCCUUAAUCUGGCAUUCCCUGUUGGGAUUAGGUUUAAGAUAAGGUAGGAGUCUUGAUCCUAAAACAUCUGGAAGAUACCACUUUGUAAAGCAAGAUUAGCAACUGUGAGUGGGACUGCUUUGUUUUGAUUUUGCCACUGUUGACCAUCUGAAAAAAUCCAGCGGUUCUCCAAAACACUUUUGAAAAGCACUGCUUUAACGGAAUUUAAGACAUUGUGAAUCUUUAGCUCUGAAACUCUUGAAUGUGGAUCCCAAGCUUUUUCAGUGCUGUUGUGGAUUUUGUGUUGUAUCAGUAAUGAGCUUGUGGACUAUGUAAAUAGUUAUCAGCUUUGUACUGUACUGUUGUUUCAAUUACAUGAUUAUCAUUCUUUUAGCCAUAUUACGGUGAAAUUUUAGACUUUCAGCAUUUAUAGGUCUUUCUCUUUUGCCCAGCACUUGAGUUUUCCUCCUUUCCAGUUGCAACCACAGGGGAGCAAAGGAGAAGGACGAGUCAAAAUGAUGCCUACAGUGUUACUGAUGCAAGCCCCUUUUCUAUAUGGGCCAUAACAUUGCAUACAUGCUCCCCAAGAGGCACAGCUUGGUCAUAGCACUACAAUGCCUUCAGGUGUCUUCCUUCCUUCCUUCCUUCCUUCCUUCCUUCCUUCCUUCCUUCCUUCCUUCCUUCCUUCCUUCCUUCCUUCCUUCCUUCCUUCCCUUCCCUUCCCUCCCUUCCCUUCCCUCCCUUCCCUUCCUAUUUUCACAUGUUUGCCCAGGUUUGUAUCGGAGAGCAGAUAAGAUCACAUUCAGUGGCUUACCUUGCACAAAUGUUGUUGGGGACAAUAGACUGAAACUUUGCAUUCCAGCUAUCUCUCUCUAAACAAAGACACUGAUUAUGGUCCUUAAGCUUCUGUUCUCUGUAAACUAAUUGCAACCACAUCUAUUUUCUACAACACACUAGUAAACUUUACAUUUCUCCAAAACAGUUUUUAGGAACAUAAACCUUCUCAGACAAACAGUACAUUUGCAGUUAUGUAAAUGCACUUUCCCCCAUUUAACAUGACAGAAUAAUGGGACGGGAGAGAAGUAUACAUCAGUAUAGUUGGAGGGGAAAGCAAUUACUUUAGGCUCUAUGCAAUCUUAACUGAUUUGAUAUAGUAAUCCCUGGGUCAUGGUAUCAAGCAUCAAAUGGCAGUGAGAUAGGAAUCCAGAGAAACCUUGAUGAAAAUUUCUCUUUUCUUGAGCUCUUUUUACUUAGAUAUCCCAUGGGAUACAUUAGAUAUCCCAGGGUUCAGCAUUAAGACAACUUUUUCAAACCUGGCAACUUCCACAUUUAUAAAGCUACAGACUGGGGAUGAUGAGACUUGUAGUGCCCUACAUCUAGAAAGUGCCCAUUUCAGGGAGGACUAUGUAAAGAUAACAUACCAAGCCUUGAAUUUUUUAGGAGAAAUAGAAAACUGCUAGUUUGGGAAAUGAGCAACCUAAUUUUGGGGUAAGAGUUUGCUCAUUAGACCAUCAUUUACUCAAUUUUUAAUUGAAGCCUUUCCUGCUAGCUUGGCUUUUUGUAAAAGAGGGAAUCAAACGUCCUUCUCAAAAUGUUGGCUUAAAACUAUUUCAUACCUGACAAAAGCAAAUCUGUAUUUAUUGCAGUGAAUUGGGGCUUCUCGAAAUACCAUUGCUUCCAACAGUCACAUUUAGAUGUGAUGCUUUUUGGGAUACAUUUAAAACAUGUUUGAUUACAAUUCUGAACUGCUUUGGAUGAAGAGGAAUUAGAAUGUAAAUAUUUGGUUUCCCCCCCUAAUGCAGUAGGAUAAACAUUCACCUCCAUUUACAUUUAUUUUGGUUCUUUACUAAUUUUGUGUUUUAUAUCCCAAAGAAAUUUCCUGCAAGUGUUUUAGCCUGUUGAAACGAGCUAAAAUCUGGUUCUUUCAUCUGUCUUGAAUUUAGUGUUGCACAGUUGAUAGACCAGAGGCAUUUGCCAGAAAAUAUGUAAGAAAGCAAGGAGGGGGGGAGGAAAGAGAUUUUGUUGCUCUAACUCAUUUUUGUGAAAAUAUGUUUGCAACAGAAAGUAUAUUUUUUAUUGGUUUGUAUCUAUAUGUGAAGGGAAUCCAUUUUUAAAAUAUUAAGUAGCAUUUAGACUACUGCUUAAUAAUAAUAGGGGUAAGAACAGCUUGGCUUUUAAAAAUUCUUUUAGUUUUUGUGUAUAAGAUUCUAAUUGUCUUCCAGGAUUUUGCCCAAAUUUUAUCCUAAUGCAUCCAACAGUCACAACAAUAUCACUGGGGGAUUCAGGGAGGAUUGAUUCUUCUGUGGUAUCCAGUUCACUACAUGACUUUGCAGUUUUCUUGCCCCUUGGACUUUAUCAGAUUGAGGAGGACAGAGGCAUGAAAAUGCUUUUACUCCAACCUUCCUUUUAUGUCCUGCUUUUUUUUUUUUUUGGUGUGCAGAGAUGAUUUAGGACUCUGCCCUUUAAACAUGCAAUGUGGAGAUGAUGUGUAAGAAGGUUCAGCUGCAUGGAUUUGUCAGCUGUUGCAUGCAGAUACCUAGCUUCAGAGGGAACGUCAGGAAUGCUUCAGCUGAUGACACGUUACCACCUCUUAUUUCCCUCCUUUCCUCCAAUGAAUGUGUCUUUCAUUGUUCUGCCUAUGUUACGUUGGGUUAUGACAAAUGUAACUUGAGAGAGAGCACUUCCUUAAUUAAAAUGCUUAAUGUGUAAAGCA
Crotalus tigris (Tiger rattlesnake) is the source of this 6745-nucleotide messenger RNA. RefSeq names its product importin 8 (gene IPO8). Lineage: Eukaryota; Metazoa; Chordata; Lepidosauria; Squamata; Viperidae. The record is from RefSeq and is a predicted model, not a curated record. Gene Ontology annotation, molecular function: small GTPase binding. The coding region runs from base 126 to 3260 and encodes 1044 amino acids. Gene Ontology annotation, cellular component: cytosol; nuclear envelope. The transcript is spliced from 25 exons. Gene Ontology annotation, biological process: protein import into nucleus.